Molecule: messenger RNA, 2847 nt
Organism: Closterium sp. Yama58-4
Lineage: Eukaryota; Viridiplantae; Streptophyta; Zygnematophyceae; Desmidiales; Closteriaceae
Source: the annotation of a GenBank genome assembly
AUGUCCAGGCCGUCCCCGGGAACGCCCAGAGUCUCGUCUCACAUCCACCCAACCUUGCUCACACAUAGGCAAGAGAGACAUAGAGACAUGUCGUCGUUUCGCGCUCUUAUGCGACUUGGGCGACUCAAGUUCAUUCCGUAUUCGUCCAUGCUCGCUCUCAUGGGCGCGCUCUCACGAGACAUCAGCCACAACCACGGGUUCCGUUUUCGCAUCGAGAACUUCGUUCCCGUGGCGCUCUUCGUGGCGUGCACGCACGUCAUGACGCAUUACUACAACGAAUACUUUGACUACGAGGCCGAUCUCGCCAACAAGCAACGCGGCAAGUGGAAUGGCGGCUCGGGCGUGCUUCCCGAGGGCUUGCUGCCGCGUUGGCUGGCGCUCGCCGCGGCAAACGUGCUGCUCAUCGGGAGCGUCGUCACGCAAUUCGCAUUCUUCCGCGCUCCAGCGCAAUGCGUCGCGUGCGCGACGCUGUUCCUCUCCUGGGCGUACACCGCGCCGCCAUUUAAGCUCCACUAUCGCGGCUUGGGCGAAGCGACCGUUGCCGCGGUGCUGACGUGCAGCGUCCCGGUGAUGGGCGCGCUGCAGCGCCGCGACGACAACGCAUUCGUCCUCCCCACGUCGCUCCGCGCGAUUAUCCCGCUGCUGUGCGCGCAGCAGCUGGUGCGGACGAUGAUCAUGAAUCUCCCCGACAUCGAGUCCGACCUGCAGUGCGGCAAAAUUACGUUGACCGCGCGAUUGGGGCCGGAGCGGGUGGCGCGUUUGUAUCGAUUCACGCAAAAUGCGGUUGGUGUUAUAGCCGUGGUUUUGUUCGCGUGCGGGCACAUGACGUGGCCCGUGCUGAUCGCGUUCCUCGUCGCCACGACGAAGGGGAUCAGUUUGGCGCGUCGCUUGGACGCGAUUGUGUUUGCUGGCCGCGCUGGGACGGCACGCAACGACAAAAAGGACGAUUCGGAAUACGCUGCACGCAAUAUGGCGGCCAACAAUAGCGAGGAUAAUUUGGCGACGCGUGAUUCUGCUGAGGGUCCGGACGAGUGGAUGGAGAACGACAGGGCGGACACGGGGGUUGUGACACAAACGGGGGAAGAGGAGGAUGAGGAGGCGGAGGCGGAAGGGGAGGCGGAGGAAAGGGGGGCGGAGGCGGAAGGAGAAGAGUACGCAGAGGAAGAGGAAGGCGGAGAGGAAGAAGCGGAGGAGGAUGCUGGGGAGGAGAACGGUUACGGAGAGCAAGGGGGAGCAGCGGAAGGGGGAGAAGCGGAAGGGGGGGAAGCGGAAUGGGGAGAGGAAGGGGGGGGGGGGGAGGAGGGGGAUGUAGAAGUGUGGGUGGCUGGGCAGGAUGAAGCGGAGGGGGAUGGCGGAGAGGUGGAGGCGGAAGGGGAGUGGGCGGACGCGCGGGGGGGCGGCGAGGAGGAAUGGGAGGAUGCACGGGAGGGGGAAGAGGGCGAUGUGGAGGUAUGGGUGGCUGGGCAGGAUGAUGUGGAGGGGGAUGGGGGGGAAGAGGGGCGUGGGGGAGGGGACGGAGAAGGAGAGAUGGAAGGUGAAACGGAAGGGGAAGGAGAGUGGGGGGAGGAGGCAGGAGAGGGCGAGGAAGCGGGGGAAGGAGAGGAAGCGGGUGAAGAAGAGGUGGGGGGGGAAGGCGGGGAAGGGGAGGGAGAGUACCCUGGAUGGGCGAGUGAGGCGCUGUUGUCGUUUCUGGAGGAGCAGGGCGAGAAUGUGCAGGAGCCGCUGUACUGGUCGACCGUGAAGAAGAUCGUUGCAGGGUACAUCCAAGCCAACGGGCUGCAGGUGAGCACUCUAACAGGUGAGAGCUUGAGGCAGCAGGGAGCAGGGGAGUGUGUUGAUGCAGUUGCUGUCGUUUCUGGAGGAGCAGGGCAGGGCAGGGUACAUCCAAGCCAACGGGCUGCAGGUGAGACUGGAGCCAAAGGGGUGCAGACAGGCGAGAGUGUGGGCGUGCCGCUGUACUGGUCGGCUGUGAAUAGGAUAGAGGCAGGGAGCGUUGGACCAGUGGCUCACCUUAAGGUGACAUAUGCGUAUCUCCCCUCCCCUCUCCCUUUUCUUACCCUCGCAUCUCCCCUCUCCCUUUUCUUACCCUCGCCUCUCCCCUCUCCCUUUUCUUACCCUCGCCUCUCCCCUCUCCCUUUUCUUACCCUCGCCUCUCCCCUCUCCCUUUUCUUACCCUCGCCUCUCCCCUCUCCUUUUCUUACCCUCGCCUCUCCCCUCUCCUUUUCUUACCCUCGCAUCUCCGCUCUCCCUUUUCUUACCCUCGCCUCUCCCCUCUCCCUUUUCUUACUCUCGCAUCUCCUCUCUCCCCCUUCCCCACCUGGUGGUUGUUGCAGAAGGGCAGAUGGAUCACAUGCGACGAUGCGUUACAAGCACUCUGUGACACCGAUAGAAGCACCCAGACCCAGUUCUCCUGUUUCCCCCUUCGCCCCUCGUCCCUCACUCCCCCCUCCCACCCACCCCUUGUGGUUCUUGCAGAAGGGUAAGUGGAUCACAUGCGACGAUGCGUUACAAGCGCUCUGUGAUACCGAUAGAAGCACGCAGGCUCAGUUUUACUACACUCUCGCCACGCACUACCCCGUUAAGAGCUCUGUUAAGGUGCCUCGGCGGCUGCUGAAGCGGCAAGCAGAGGAGGAGGCUGCUAAGAUGGGAGCGGGGGAAGGGGAAGGGGAAGGGGAAGGGGAAGGGGGCGAGAGGAGGAGAGGAGGAGGAGGGAGGAGAGGAGGAGGACGAGGAGGCCGGGGAUUUGGAGUGGGAAACGGCUGGGAGGAGGGGACGGGGAAGGGGGAGAGGGAGAGGGAGGGGAACAGGGAGGGGGAGGGGGAGGGGGAGGGGGAGGGGAAGGGGUAG